Molecule: messenger RNA, 1673 nt
Organism: Acanthopagrus latus (yellowfin seabream)
Lineage: Eukaryota; Metazoa; Chordata; Actinopteri; Spariformes; Sparidae
Product: olfactory receptor 2AT4-like
Exons: 1
Coding region: 711-1673 (320 amino acids)
Biological process (GO): G protein-coupled receptor signaling pathway
Cellular component (GO): membrane
Molecular function (GO): olfactory receptor activity; G protein-coupled receptor activity
Source: RefSeq, a predicted model, not a curated record
UAAUAUUUUUAACCACGUACCCAAAAUGUUAAUAGGUGCCGCAGAGUUUAAUUAAUCUCAAGUUUAAACAGUAAAUGUAUGUUUGUUUGUUACAGCAAAGCUUUCUCUGGUGAUGGCAUCAAACAUUUGGCCCAUGAGAACCUCGGCCUGUUAAUUCUUGAAUAAAACUUUAGGGAACACUGUGCUGUUUGCUCUCUUUGUACAAACAAACAUCACAAAAGAUUUUCUAAGUUCUGCAUAAUCAUUCUGCUGUCACAAGAGGUCAGUGAGGAGAUCAGGGAGGCACAACAGAGCUCUUCAACUGGACCAAACUCACUAAAUCAUCAUCAGAACAAGCAUUUAGAUGUUUGUUUUGAGAUUAGAGUCAGCUGCAACCUGCUCAUCAUGGAUGACAUCAUUAUCAGGGCAUUAUGAAAUGAAUUGUCAGUAUCAGCUGGAAGCUCUCUCUCAUGAGAUCAGUGAGGACAGUAUUUCAGUGUGUACGCAGGUCAGACCUGCAGUCGUCUGUGUGCUGCUUUUACAUGCAGCAUCUAACAGAGCUGCUGCUGAACAAUCUGUAAGAGAACAUCAGGUGAGCCACCGUCACUGGUUUACAGCAUAUUAAAAUGUAAACAUGCUCAUCAGCAUGGCAUAAAAAAUGAUAUGUUUUUCUCUUUGUCAGACUGGAGAGCUGAGUCUGACCUCCAGCACACAGGCUGUGGAGAUCAGUGAUGUCUUUUCUCAGGACCACUUUAAACGACUCUCUCAUCAUUCAUCCUCCAGGCUUCUAUAUCAUUGGAUUUCAGACAUUUCCCUUCAUCAGCGUCUACAUCAUCUUUCUAGCAUUUGUCUAUGUGGUGACUGUACUGUUCAACAGUUUCUUGAUCUAUAUAAUUGCUUUUAAUCCAUGUUUACACUCUCCAAAGUUUCUGGCUGUUAUCAACCUCGCAGUGAUUGAUGUGAUCUUAAAUACAAGCGUUAUUCCAGGCAUGAUUAAGACGUUCCUCUUGAAGGAUAACUUUGUUCCAUUCAACCUGUGUUUGGUUCAAAUGUGUGUCUACUACACUGCUUUAACUCUGGAGUCAUAUGCACUGGCUAUACUUGCCUAUGACAGGUUGAUUGCAAUAUGUUUCCCUCUGCGUCACAACUCAUUCAACACAUUACGGAUCAUGAGCUGCAUGGUCAGUCUGUCUUGGGUUUAUGCUCUCUCAUUAGAUAUAUUUGCGGCACGUAUAAUGACUCGACUGUCUUUUUGUGACUCUGUCAGGGUGUUCAGCUAUUUCUGCGACUUUGCGCCUGUGUUCAGACUGGCCUGUAAUGAUUUCACAAUGCAUUGGACUUUUACUUCCACUGCUAGCAUUGUCAAUCUGAUGGUGCCUUUUACUUUAAUUCUUCUGUCCUAUUUCAGCAUCCUGGUGGCUGUGUUCAGGAUGAAAUCAGUCAGCAAUAGAAUAAAGGCUCUCACUACUUGCAUUGAGCACCUCAUCCUUGUUGCUGUGUUUUACAUUCCCAUAUUCAGCAUAUUCUCAGUCGGGCUUUAUGGGGGCACCGUCGACCCGGACCAGCGUGUGCUGAGCCUGUCACUGGCCUCUUGCCUCCCACCCUGCAUCAAUCCUAUCGUAUAUUCUUUGAAAACUAAAGAGAUCAAAACUCGAGCCCUGGCACUGGUCAGGAAAAAUAAAAUUUGCACAUAA